Molecule: messenger RNA, 2034 nt
Organism: Perca fluviatilis (European perch)
Lineage: Eukaryota; Metazoa; Chordata; Actinopteri; Perciformes; Percidae
Gene: dctpp1
Product: dCTP pyrophosphatase 1
Exons: 1
Coding region: 128-679 (183 amino acids)
Biological process (GO): nucleoside triphosphate catabolic process
Molecular function (GO): nucleoside triphosphate diphosphatase activity
Source: RefSeq, a predicted model, not a curated record
CCGACACGAGCUGCAUCAUUUCCGUUUUGACAGUUGGCGGGACCUCUUCACGUGUGUAGCUAGUUGCUUGUUUACUGAGUUUGAGAACUUGCAUUCAAGAGGCACCGCUGAUAAAAAUCAUACGACAAUGAUGGCUAAAAACGGAAAGGACGCCUGUGGAAUAAAUGGUGACGUGCCAUCGGUAUCUUCACACUGCAGCAACGAAGCUUUUGCUAACAAGCCACACUCCGCUGUGGUGAACGGAGCAGCAACGGAGGCAUCGUCUCAUCCAAGGCUGCAGAACGGAGGAACCGGGGCGGAGAGGUUCACCUUCAGCCCCGAGCCCACAAUUGAGGACAUUCGGCGGAUGCAGGCGGAGUUCACGGACGAGCGGGACUGGAAUCAGUUUCACCAGCCCCGCAACCUGCUCCUGGCUAUGGUCGGUGAAGUGGGCGAGGUGUCGGAGCUCUUCCAGUGGCGGGGGGAGGUGGCCGAGGGCCUGCCGAACUGGACCGAGUGCGAGCGAGAGCAGCUGGCACAGGAACUCAGCGACGUGAUGAUCUACCUGGUGGAGCUCGCCGAGAAGUGUCACGUCGACCUUCCCCAAGCGGUGCUUCGUAAAAUGGCCCUGAACCGACUGAAAUACCCCGCCAGCAAGGUGCACGGAUCGGCCAAAAAGUACACCGAGUACAAGGACUGAGUUUAGGUGUUAAGAAGCAGAGGUCAACCAGGGGACGCAGGCAGUGACUGCUGUGGCCUGCUGUGCUCACUUCACUGGCAACAUGCUGCAGUUUGAUUAUGGCCAGGCCCACUACUGAACAUGUUAUCCCUGGGUUCAAAUGUUUUUGUUUUCUGGGUUGACUUGUUACUUGUAACUCUCUAUCUAACUAUCUAUACACACACACACACACACACACACACACACACACACACACACACACACACACAAUAUCACCCUUUAGUAGGCAGGGCACUUGGGAGUGAGUGUACAUUUACAGCAUCCUUAGGCUUUUUUAGGUUAACUUUUAAAUGUUUUUAGUCUAAUCAUUGCCUUAGGUGAAUUUGAUUCAAUGCAUACUCUUUGCAGAAAAUAUUACUGUUGUGCAGUGACUUUGGGGAGUAUUUAAAAGAAUAUAUUUCUCACUUAAUUCUUUUUAUGUUUUGGCUCCAGUUUAGGAGUGUGACAGAGUGGAUUAGAGAGUUGAAGCAGAUGAUUGAUGACCAUCCAUGACAAGAUUAAUUGUGAAAUGUGUUUUUUUUUUUUUUGUGUUAUUAGGUUUUUUUGAUUACCCUCAUUUCCCAUCAGGGUUCAACUCAUCUUCUGUUUUGUUCACAUCACAACUGUCAUCUUUUUUUUUUUCUGAAGUAAAAGUUGCUUUAGUUCUGACCUGUGUGUUUUCCGCUCAUUUGUCAUUUAGUCAAAAUUGGCUGUGAUGGGAGCAGUAGCUUGUUUGCUGGCUACAUGAAAGUAAGCACAAGAACUUUGAAAGAAAUAUCCACACAAUAUUCCAGUUUAUUUGAUACACCUAGUGGAGACUAAUGGUCUAAAAUUACAACAGCCUUAAAGUAAAUCCUAAUUUCAUGAAGGCUGUAUAGCUUAUGUUAAAACAAUUUUAGAGAGGUUUUGUUUAAAUUGUAUGGUCAUUUUGGAGGCUAUAGUCUGUGAGUCCAGUCUGGUUCUGGUUGUUGAUUAACGCAGAUUGGCUCUCAUAAGGGGCUGGAUGGGUGAUGCGUGGCAUGCUGCCAUCAGUCCAUGAGGCAAAUGUCUGUGAUCACUCCACAUUUUAAUUGUGAUAUUUAGUGAGUAAAAUCUGAAUCUGCAAUGUCUCUUUCAGGUAAAUGUAGUAACGCAAUAUUUUCCUCUGAAGUAGAAGUACACUGUAAGUCAGUAGUAGGCUAUACAGUGUGGUUGUAUAUUAAGUGCUUUGGGAUCCUUCUGUAUGUAAUUUUGGGGUACAAUGGUUCUAAAGAAAGCUUCAAGCAGCAAUACCACAUGAGUUGACUCUACCGAUCGAUAUAUUCCACCAUUGAAACUGAUAAAUCUUUCAUCAAAAA